Messenger RNA from Cydia amplana, 2736 nucleotides. RefSeq lists its product as uncharacterized. The coding region runs from base 1 to 2688 and encodes 895 amino acids. NCBI's taxonomy places the organism in Eukaryota, Metazoa, Arthropoda, Insecta, Lepidoptera, Tortricidae. The record is from RefSeq and is a predicted model, not a curated record. The transcript has 2 exons.
AUGAUAAAGAAAGGAGACCCACCCCUGGACGAUGUGGUGUCAUCGCUCAGAAUAUCUGAGAUCACGAAUGUACAUGUUAAAGAUAUAACUGACAACAAACCCGAUGUUAAUGCGGUCACAGUGCCUAAAAGUACCCAGAAGACCUGUUCGAACUGUGGAUACCAUCAUAUCUACGGUCAAUGUCCGGCGUAUAACAAGACGUGUGUCAACUGUAAGAAGAGACAUCAUUUCGCUAAGAUGUGUCGUUCCAGCAAAGUCGCAUCAAAUGAGGUAAACUUGCAAGAUGAUUCUGAUUACUAUGUAGAGUCUGUUACAUCAGACAUGUCUGUUGACUCGUUGGCGUGGUUCCAAAAGGUAAUACUGCCUGGAAACAAUCCGGUUCAAUUCAAACUUGAUCCAGGAGCUGAUGUCAACAUCUUACCAGUACACAUCUAUGAAAAGGUCAUAUCUUCACACCCUGUUCCCCUCAAGAAAACGGUGUCGACACUCGAGAGCUGGAAUGGCUACAAAACGCAAGUCAAAGGAUUAGCAACAUUCAACAUAGAAGUAAAUGGCAAGAUGUACUCUGAAACGUUUUGCAUCGCGGGAAAAGAGGACGCUACACCGAUUCUAUCUCGAGAUACGUGUGUUCGUUUAAAUUUAGUAAAAAGAGUUUCAUCUAUCGAAGCUACUGAUGAUAGAAAACAACAAUUAAUUCGUGAAAAUGAGGACUUGUUUGUAGGUUUGGGUAAGUUUAAUGAUCCUUAUGAAAUCAAAUUAAAAGCUGAUACUAUACCUACAUCCAAACCUCCAUACAGAGUUCCUCUAAAAAUAAGGCCAAAAUUAAAAGAAGAGUUGGAAAGACUUGAGGGUCUCGGCAUAAUAAGCAAAGUCACGGAACCCUCGGAAUGGGUUAACAGAUUAAAGGAUGAAAAGAAAACAACGAUACUAAAAGCCAACAGUCGUAGUGAUGUAUCCAACAAUUCAACUGAUGAAUCACCUAAGAUUAUUUAUAAAUCUGGUAAACUAAAACGUAGACCACCAAAGAAAACAGUUUAUUACAAACAUUCGAAUAAAUUCAAAAAAACGAAUAAACACAACGGUAUAAAAAACAUAAACAAGAAGAUAAAGAGAUGCGUUGCUAGAAAAGAUGCAAACUUAUGCGAAAUUUUGAACCAAAUAAACCCCGAGUCGUUAUCUGAGUUAACAUCUUGUUUUAUAUUAAAACAAGUACCUGGAAAACAAAGCUUACUAGAAGGUUUGAAUUUGGCAGAAGAAAAUAUCGAUGAAAAUAGUGAAAAUCUCACGCCAUCAUUAAAUUCGGUAGAUUCGAUGAUAAGCAAUUAUAGCCAAAAUACAAUAUAUGCAAUUAAAAUAGAAUCGUCUGAAACUGAUAGUUUGGUUAGAUGUUCUGAAAGUUAUGUUAUAAAUGAACCAAUGAAAGCAAAUAUCAUCAACGUAUCCAGAGCCCAGAUGGACAAUAUAUCCUUUAGAAAUCCGAAAAGUUUAGAUACGUUAACUGGAGAACUUGAUUUAACUGACAAUAGAGACCAUGAAGUUCAUCCUAAUGACCAAAGAGAUUUGCCGACUUCCAAAUCUAUUGAAAGAGAUCUUUUUUCAGUCCAAACGGAACUGUUCACUUCUAGCGAAGCUAGUGUAGAAACUUUGGUUAACGACGAUGAGAAACUAAAGACGCAUACCGAAGGAAACGAAUCUUUUUAUCAAUCAAGUUCGAACUCUUUUUCGCAUUCAAGCAUCACACUCCACGUGGAUAAUUUUGAUAUAGCAUCAAAUAAAAAAUAUGCAAAAAUAUCUUUAUCUCACACUAAAACGCUUAUGGAUACAGUGAAUGAUAUGGGUAUGUUUCCUGAAAUAACUAGACGCAGAUCUUCUACUAAGUUCAAUGAUGUUAUCGUUGCAGAAAGAUUAAUAACCAGUUAUAAGUUAUAUAAAGAAAAUGAGGAUAUGCUAAAUGGUAACUAUAAUCAAACCGACGAUUUUAAAACUAAGAGUGUUGCACAGAAUGUAGACCAUGGAUCGAAAUCAAAUUUUAAGCCAAGAAACAUCGAAAAGCUUCCUUUUGACAUUCGUAAAAUAAAUGAAAAGUACGAUUCAUACACAUGCACAAAUGAAUCCCAAAGUGACAAACCGUCUAGUUCAUCUGAACUUUGGGACAGAUUGACCGCUGCUCUAGACGCUCAAGUUCUAAAGUUAGAAAAAUCACUUACUGAUACAAUUAUAGCAGAAACGAAAAUGUCGUUGAAUAUUUUAACCAGAUUUAUGCAAUUUGGUUCUGAAAAACACAAGGUUGACAUUGAAAGUAAUGUCAAUGAAGUACUAAAUCAAUUGGACGAAGAUUUGCAAUGCAAUAUAUUGGAUGGACCCCUUAAACCUAAUGUUACAAGCGCAGAUAUUUCUUUAUCUGGUUUGUUACAUAAUAUCACAACGGGAGUACAAUACAAUUUGAAGUCAUCUUUUGAAGUUUUGAAGCCUGCAGUAAAAUCAGCAGAGGAUAGCCUAGAUGUUCUAAGUAUAGAAGUAGAUAAACCAGGACCAUCUGCUUCUUCAAGCCAUCGUUUGAGACCUUCGUUCUCAGCUAUUCAGUUAUUUUUUAAAGAAAAUGCCACAGUUUUGGUUGGCGCGCCGAUUUUUCUAGUAUCUCUAGUUUUUAUUUAUUUUAUAUUUGUUUUAGUAGUGAAUGGGAUUUAACCUGUGUUGACGUACCUAUUAGUGUAGGAUGUUUUUUGUAGAACAUGU